This is a messenger RNA of Harpegnathos saltator (Jerdon's jumping ant), 1178 nucleotides long. RefSeq lists its product as uncharacterized. The coding region runs from base 35 to 424 and encodes 129 amino acids. The record is from RefSeq and is a predicted model, not a curated record. The transcript has 2 exons. Lineage: Eukaryota; Metazoa; Arthropoda; Insecta; Hymenoptera; Formicidae.
AGCGGCGGCUGGAAAUUCGGCGGCGGCGGUGGAAAUGGCGGAUUCGGCGGCGGUGGCUGGAAAUUUGGUGGCGGUGGAAGCGGCGGAUACGGCGGCGGUGGAAGCGGUGGAUACGGCGGCGGUGGCGGAGGCUGGUGGUAAUGCCUACGGCAUUCACGUGCAGUCGGAGCGAAACUCGUGCGCUGAUCAUCCCGCGCGUAUCUCGGCUGUAAGCAUCGAUCGUUGGAUAAGGAAAUCAACCCCCCCGCGUCCGUCCACCACUUCGCCCCUUCGAUCUUCAUCGGGAGAACUCCUCUUCAUCGGAAGACCAGAGGAGGCAAAAGACCGGGACACAUCACGUCGAACGCCCGAAAAAUCCCACUCCCCUUUGCCGCCUAUCAUCGCCCCGGAUAAAGAUUCGCGUCGUGAGGGAGCUUCGCGGUGAUACGCACGUACGAAACACCCUCUCUCAUCUGCCCCUUUUUUCGUGGCGUUUACCCUUCACCGAGUUACAGGGGUAUCUCUCGCGGAAACACUGAACGAUAUCGUCGCCCCGCUUCCGGCUAUUCGAACCUGCCGGCGCGUCGUCUGGAGGAAACGACUUCCUUCACGACGGCACAUUUUCCACCCUCGUCCCACUGUGUAUCCCGCCGUCCCUGCUCUUCGCCACUCGUCCCGCUCUUCUUUCGUAAUCCGGAAAAUCGGCGGACGCGUUCCGUUUACGAGCGAAUCCCGCGCCUGAUAUUUCAAUUCCACUUCCUCUCGCGCGCGACCUUUCUCCGCGCGACUCCUCCGAUCCAGCGUUCGCUUCCCCAUACUUACCUCUCCCUCUGAUGAGAAUCGGAAGAGCGUCGCGGGGCGCGGCGCCGUUCCGGCACGACAUUUAGCUCAUUAUACACACGUAGAGACAAUCGCGCGAAAUCUCGCGUGUAUACACUAUCGAUAAUAUUAUUACCUUACUGCCCCUCCUACUCCACCCUCUAUCUCCAGCACGAUCGAGCAAAACGCGAGGCGAACAACUGCAAAAUUACACGGGAAAACGAAGAGAAACGAAAGCGCAGGGACCAGUCGCUUUCAAGCACUCGAAACGUACCGCACGAACUUCUCUCUUCCCCUUGUUUUUCCAUCCUCUUUUUGCGACCUGGACCACUCCGUUCGAUUCAACGAUCCACAAUAAACGAAUCAUACUGGUAGAAAUA